This is a messenger RNA of Salvia hispanica, 3765 nucleotides long. The record is from RefSeq and is a predicted model, not a curated record. NCBI's taxonomy places the organism in Eukaryota, Viridiplantae, Streptophyta, Magnoliopsida, Lamiales, Lamiaceae.
ACCAUAGAUAUACUUGCCUUUCAAAGCGUCCAAUAACAAAGCACCAAAACAGAGAAAAGAGGAAUAACCAAAGCAAAAAGCUACUUCUGUUUUCUGCCAUCUCAUCUUCCUCCAUAUCUUGAACAAUUUGCUUACAAAUCCAUCCUAUUAUUAGUAUUAUAUUGUCAUUGCUCCCGCCAUAUCUCUCUCCGUCUUUGCUUUCUGUAACGCUUUUCUUCUCUCCAUCUUUACUGCAUGCAAUUUUGAUUUUCAAAUUGCCCCAUUUCCAUUUUCCAAUUCAUUUGCUGUCUUUUUCACGACAACUGAGCGAUCGGGGGUUAAAAUCUGUUUAGAGCUUUGGUUUUCAGUUUGUAAAGGGACUUGUAUUUGUAUUGAGUGUCUUUUUGCUUGGGGGAAUUUGGAUCAUUUUUGCCCAAUUUUGUGGAGUGUUUUUUAGGUAUAUAUGUUUUUAGAUUUGAAGUAGGAUUCACUUUUGAAGAACAAAAAGGGAGGUAAAAGCUCCCUUUUGAUCCAAUUAUAGGGGUGUUGAUUGCCGUUGAUUGAAUUGGAGGACCCUCUCAAGUCUUGAGUAUAAUGUCUGCGGUUAAUGAUAAGCGUUCCUAUCAGUCGAUCAAGUCGUUGCCCGUUGAUUUUAGGUAUGCGGGUAAUCAAGGUGCAGAUAGGACAAUGUUGCUUGAUACUAUAUCAGAAAAUGCUGAAAAUUUGAGAAAUAGCUCAGAUGGGGCAGCUAAUGGUAGGGGUCAUGAUAGUGAUGAAUCACCCUAUGGUAGUUUGAACGUGCCUGACAAAGAUGGGGCUUCUUUGGCUGAUGAUGGUGAUGAUAGUAAGGAUAUAAGUACUCCUGUGCGGCCGAUUAAGCAAUCAUAUACUGAUUCGAAGUGGAGUGACACCACCCCACACGCAUCGAAAAAGAAAAUUCAGUCGUGGGUUCAGCUUCCUGAUGGUAACUGGGAGCUGGGGACAGUUAUUCAGACUACUGGUAACGAUUCAGUGAUAACAUUGCCUGAGGGAAAAGUACUGAAAGUGAGGUCAGAAACUCUAACACCAGCAAAUCCUGAUAUUCUUGAUGGUGUAGAUGAUCUUAUGCAAUUAAGUUACCUAAAUGAACCGUCAGUUUUGUACAAUCUCCAGUAUAGAUAUGAUCGUGAUUUGAUUUAUACUAAAGCAGGCCCAGUGCUGGUGGCAGUUAAUCCCUUCAAAAAAGUCUUGUUAUAUGGAAAUGAUUAUAUUGAAGCUUACAAGCGCAAAUCUUUGGACAACCCUCAUGUAUAUGCCAUCACUGAUACCGCUAUGCGUGAAAUGAUCCGAGAUGAAGUAAACCAAUCUAUCAUUAUAAGUGGGGAAAGUGGAGCUGGAAAAACCGAGACUGCAAAGAUAGCCAUGCAAUAUUUGGCUGCUCUGGGAGGUGGUAGUGGCAUCGAGUAUGAGAUACUAAAGACGAAUCCAAUUCUGGAAGCUUUUGGUAAUGCCAAGACAUUAAGAAAUAACAACUCAAGUCGAUUUGGAAAACUGAUCGAAAUCCAUUUCAGUGAAACUGGAAAAAUAUCGGGUGCCAAGAUUCAAACCUUUUUGCUAGAGAAGUCAAGAGUUGUUCAAUGUUCGGAGGGAGAAAGGUCAUAUCAUAUAUUUUAUCAACUUUGUGCUGGGGCUUCAUCUAGCCUAAAAGACAAAUUGAACUUAAAGAAUGCUGAUGAGUUCAAGUAUUUGAGGCAAAGCAAUUGCUUUAAGAUAUCCGGGGUUGAUGAUGCUGAACAAUUUCGUAUAGUACUGGACGCUCUGGACAUUGUUCAUGUAAGUAAGGAAGAUCAGGAUAGCGUAUUUGCAAUGCUGGCUGCAGUACUAUGGCUUGGAAAUGUCUCAUUUACUUCAGUUGAUAGUGAAAAUCACGUUGAACCAGUGAUUGAUGAAGGUCUAACCACUGUUGCCACGUUGAUUGGGUGCAAAGUGGAGGAACUGAAGCUGGCAUUAUCAACUCGAAAAAUGAGAGUAGGGAGAAGAAAUGAUACAAUCAUUCAGAAACUCACUCUAGCACAGGCCAUGGAUACAAGAGAUGCAUUGGCAAAAUCGAUCUAUGCAUGUUUGUUUGACUGGCUAGUGGAACAGAUAAAUAAAUCACUAGCAGUCGGCAAGAGGCGUACAGGCAGAUCUAUCAGUAUCCUUGAUAUUUAUGGAUUUGAAUCAUUUGAGCGAAAUAGUUUUGAGCAGUUCUGCAUUAACUAUGCCAACGAGAGAUUACAACAACACUUCAAUCGCCACUUGUUUAAACUGGAGCAAGAGGAAUACAUUCAAGAUGGUAUUGACUGGGCAAAAGUUGAUUUUGAAGACAAUCAGGAUUGCCUUAAUCUGUUUGAGAAGAAACCAUUAGGGUUACAGUCACUGCUUGAUGAGGAAUCAACCUUUCCAAAUGGUACAGAUUUGAGCUUUGCAAAUAAGCUCAAGCAACAUCUAAGUUCAAAUCCUUGUUUUCAAGGAGAAAGGGAGAAAGUUUUUCGUGUUUGCCAUUAUGCUGGAGAGGUUACAUAUGACACCACUGGUUUUCUUGAGAAGAACAGGGAUUUACUCCAUUUGGAUUCAAUCGAACUUCUUUCUUCUUGCACGUGCACUCUUCCUCGGGCUUUUGCAUCCAGCAUGCGCAAUCAAUCUGAGAAGCCUGUAGUAGGGGCACUACAUAAAUCUGGUGGAGCGGAUUCACAAAAAUUAAGUGUUACGACAAAAUUCAAGAGCCAACUGUUCCAGUUAAUGCAACGUCUUGAAAGCACGACUCCACACUUCAUACGCUGUAUAAAGCCCAACAACUUCCAAUCUCCUGGUGACUAUAAUCAAGGACUCAUACUGCAACAGUUGCGGUGUUGUGGAGUCUUAGAAGUUGUCAGGAUAUCAAGAUCUGGUUUUCCCACCAGAAUGUCGCAUCAAAAGUUUGCAAGAAGGUAUGGUUUUCUUCUAUUAGAGCAUGUAGCGUCUCAGGACCCGCUCAGUGUUUCAGUAGCUAUUCUUCAUCAGUUCAACAUUCUCCCCGAGAUGUACCAAGUUGGAUACACGAAAUUGUUUUUCCGAACCGGGCAGAUUGGGGUACUUGAAGAUACAAGAAAUCGCACUCUCCAUGGGAUAUUGCGUGUCCAGAGUUGCUUUAGAGGCCAUCAGGCUCGUUGCCAGCUGAGGGAGUUUAGGAGAGGGAUUGCCACAUUACAGUCAUUUAUCCGUGGUGAAAGAGUUAGAAAGGAGUAUGCAGGCAUACUACGCAGGCAUAGCGCAGCUAUAUCUAUCCAAAAGCAUGCCAGAGCUAGGAUUUUGAGGAAAAAGUUCAACAGAGUAAGGGAGGCAACUAUCUCAAUGCAAUCAGUUAUCCGCGGUUGGUUGGUCAGAAGAUGCUCAGGAGACAUAGGAUUGGUGCAAUCAGGAGGAAGAAAGUAUAAUGAACCAGAAGAAGUGCCGCAACAACGCGAAAUGAGUAAUGCGGGUGGGAGUAGUGGUGGGGAUGCUGAGGAGUACGAACGACAAAUGGACGAAGCAUUGGAGGCCUAUGCGUCCGGUGAGAUAGACCGUCUGGAUACAAAGGGCUUUGCGUGCUUCCUCGGCGGUGAUCGAGUAUCUUUGAAGCCCUACCCUCCGAAGACUGUCUCCGAUCUGGUGCAGAUGCAUGGGGAGAAGCAUGAGUUCCCGGGGAUGUUAGGCGGCAUAGAUUGUAUGCAUUGGGAGUGGAAGAACUGUCCCGCUGCCUGGAAGGGUUCUACACCACCGGCUACAAGGGAAAGAAUCCCACGAUGA